CACCACUUCGACGCGAGCUACAGCCUGCAGCUGGGGGACCUGUGGCCCUCUGUCCGCGCCGGCCUGCUCUGCGAGCAGAAGUAUGGUGCCCUCCUCAACAGCUUCUCUGUUGCCGACCAUGUCAUCCAGGAGCUGGAGCUGCUGAAUGCCACUGAUUUUGUUUCCGAAGCCCAGCAAUUGCAGUGGGGUGCAGCUGUGGGGGAAGCAGCAAGAGGGGAGAGCAGAUCCCAGGAGGUGUCUGGCAUGGGUAGGACGGUGAUGCAGGCAGAGAUGAUGACACAGGCAGAGACGUCACCACGUGCCUUCAUCAGCUCCAAAAUCAAGUGUUACACCUUCCCCAGGGGUGACAUCACACGCUUUCGCCCUGCACGGCCGGACACUCUAGGGCUCCUUGACUAUUAUCUCAUGGAUGCAGCGUCUCUCCUGCCUGUCCUGGCACUCAACGUGCAGCCAGAUGAUGUAGUCCUUGAUCUCUGUGCGGCUCCAGGUGGCAAGACUCUGGCUCUGCUGCAGACUGGGUGUUGUGGACAUCUGGCAGCCAAUGAUGCCUCUGUUUCCCGGACAAAGAGGCUGUACCAGGUUCUCCAAAGCUAUGUUCCCAAAGAAGUCAGGGAAACUGUGAGUGUCACAUCCUACGAUGGAAGGGACUGGGAGCAGGUGGAAGGUCGCACUUUCCAUAAGGUGCUGGUGGAUGUGCCCUGCACGACGGACAGACACUCUGUCAUGGAAGAGGACAACAACAUCUUCCACAAGAGGCGAACCAAGGAGCGUCAGAUGCUGCCCAUGCUGCAGCUGCAGCUGCUGAUGGCUGGGAUCCUUGCUGCCAAGCCAGGAGGAGUGGUGGUGUACUCCACGUGCUCCCUCUCCCCACUGCAGAAUGAGUGUGUGGUUGAGAGAGCAGUAGAAAUUGCAGAAACGCAGUUUAACAUCAAUAUCCAUGUUGAGGACUUGAGCCACUUUCGGACACUCUUCCAGGACACGUUUUCCUUCUUCUCGGAUUGCCGUCUGGGGGAGCUUGUUCUGCCUCACCUCACAGCCAACUUUGGACCUAUGUAUUUCUGCAAAUUACGUCGGAUGUAGGAAGGAGCAACAGACUAUGUCUGUUUCCUAUUGGGAAAUACCCCAAAUUUCCAGGGGAAGUAGAAUGGCUUUAUAUUUAUUUUUCUUUUUAAAAUGUCCUGAAGGAAGUCUGCUUUUUCACUGCAGACAUAGAGAAUAAAUGAGAAAGACCUG
Messenger RNA from Acanthisitta chloris (rifleman), 1233 nucleotides. RefSeq names its product NOP2/Sun domain family, member 4 (gene NSUN4). The annotation marks the transcript as partial. Gene Ontology annotation, biological process: rRNA methylation. Lineage: Eukaryota; Metazoa; Chordata; Aves; Passeriformes; Acanthisittidae. Gene Ontology annotation, cellular component: mitochondrial large ribosomal subunit. The transcript has 5 exons. The record is from RefSeq and is a predicted model, not a curated record. Gene Ontology annotation, molecular function: methyltransferase activity.